Messenger RNA from Hypanus sabinus (Atlantic stingray), 3763 nucleotides. It is a transcript of the gene snx18a, whose product is annotated as sorting nexin 18a. NCBI's taxonomy places the organism in Eukaryota, Metazoa, Chordata, Chondrichthyes, Myliobatiformes, Dasyatidae. The coding region runs from base 122 to 1942 and encodes 606 amino acids. Gene Ontology annotation, cellular component: cytoplasmic vesicle; plasma membrane. Gene Ontology annotation, biological process: cleavage furrow formation; plasma membrane tubulation; endosomal transport. Gene Ontology annotation, molecular function: phosphatidylinositol binding; protein binding. The record is from RefSeq and is a predicted model, not a curated record. The transcript is spliced from 2 exons.
AGGGCGAGGGCGAGGGCGAGGGCGAGGGCGGGCGUGGGGCGUGGGUAAGGCGAGGGUCCGGGGUAAGGAGGAGGGAGGGCGCUCCCCGCGGGACUGCAGAGCCGGGUGUCGGCGGAGGGCGAUGGCGCUCCAGGCUCGGGCUCUGUACGACUUCCAGAGCGAGAACGUGGGCGAGAUCUCCGUGCGGGAGGACGAGGUGCUGACCGUCUACAGCGAGCACGACAUCGAGGGCUGGCUGGAAGGAGCCAACAGCCGCGGCGAGCGGGGCCUCUUCCCGGCCUCGUACGUGCAGAUCCUGCGGGCUGGCGGCGACGCCGAGCCUCCCGCCUCCCGUUACGCCAACGUGCCCGGCGGCGGCUAUGACCCUCCGGCCGCAAUGGUGGUGCCGCCCCAGGCCCAGCCCCCCAGCAAUUUCCAGCUGCCCGCCUGCCCGGUAGUCAGCACCUUCUGCCCGUCGCCGCUGGUGCAGCCGGGGCUCGGGCUCGGGGUCGGGGUCGGCCUCGGGGGGCUUCAGCAACAGCCGUCGGGCAGCGGGGACGACGACGACUGGGACGAUGACUGGGACGACAACUCGACGGUGGCGGAUGAGCCGCUGUCGGCGGUCGGGAUGGGGGGCGGCGGAGGAGGCGGCGGCGGCGGCGGCUACUCUGAUUUCGAUGGGACCGGCCGCUAUAAAGUGAGCGUGGGCUCGGGUGGCCGGGCCGCCUCGGGCUCCGUCUCGUCGACCGCCUCCUCCAAGAGCACGGCCACAGUCGGCAGGAACCUCAACCGCUUCUCCACCUUCGUCAAGUCGGGCGGCGAGGCGUUCAUCCUGGGUGAGGCGGCUGGCUUCGUCAAGGACGGCGACAAGAUCUGCGUGGUGCUGGGCUCGCACGGUCCCGAGUGGCAGGAGAACCCCUACCCGUUCUCCUGCUCCAUCGACGAGCCCACCAAGCAGACCAAGUUCAAGGGCAUCAAGAGCUACAUCUCUUACCGUCUGGUACCCAGCCACACCCAGAGCCAGGUUAACCGGCGCUACAAGCACUUCGACUGGCUGUACGGGCGCUUGGUGGAGAAGUUCCCCGUCAUCUCGGUGCCUCACAUCCCUGAGAAGCAAGCCACUGGCCGCUUCGAGGAAGACUUCAUCUCCAAGCGCAAGAAGGGAUUGAUCCUGUGGAUGAACCACAUGACGAGCCACCCGGUGCUUGCACGCUGCGAUGUCUUCCAGCACUUCCUCACCUGUAACGACGAGAAGGCUUGGAAGCAGGGCAAGCGCAAAGCCGAAAAGGACGACAUGGUGGGUGCCAACUUCUUCCUGACUCUUAGCACCCCGCCCACCCCUCUGGACCUGCAGGAGGUGGAGAGCAGGGUGGACGGUUUCAAAGCGUUCACCAAGAGAAUGGACGAGAGCGUGUUCCAGCUCAGUCACACUGCCAACGAAUUUGCCAGGAAGCAGGUAGUGGGCUUCAAAAAAGAAUACCAGAAAGUCGGCACCUCUUUCCGAUUGCUCAGCCAGGCUUUCGAGAUGGACCAGCAGUCCUUCUCGGUUGGACUCAAUCGUGCCAUCGCAUUUACUGGAGACGUGUACGAUGCUAUCGGAGAGCUUUUUGCAGAACAGCCUAAACAAGAUAUCGACCCCAUUGUGGACUUACUAACGCUUUACCAAGGACAUCUGACCAACUUUCCUGAUAUUAUCCACGUACAGAAAGGUGCUCUUACCAAAGUAAAGGAGAGUAACCGACAUGUGGAAGAAGGGAAGAUGGAGCUACAUCAGGCAGAUGGGGUCCGUGAACGUUGUGACACUAUUUCCUUCGCCACGUUAGCCGAAAUUCACCAUUUUCACACUAUUCGUGUAUCAGACUUCAAGACACAAAUGCAGCAGUUUCUUAAGCAGCAGAUUCUUUUUUACCAGAAGGUGACUCAAAAAUUGGAGGAGGCCUUGCAGAAGUAUGAUGAUGUUUAACUUCUGAAAAUCUGAUCCUUUCUUUCGUGGCCUUUCACACCUAACUAAUGCAGUGACCUUCAGAUGGUCAAAUUAUUCUUGGAUUAGCCUUGAUGUUUAUUACAUUAAGCUUCCAGGUUGGGUGAUCGAGCAUCAAAAUUUGUUGAGCAGUCUUUUGUAUAAACAAAACACAUGAAGUUUGCUACAAAUUACUCCAAAUUGUGUUAGGAAAGGGACUGGGAAGAAGACUAUUUAAAUAUAAUGUACUAUAUGCUAACACUACCAUACUAACUUUAUUCUGCAAUAUGCAGUAUGUGUAUACUAUCUAAGUUUUUGCUUAUUUAACAAGGUUAUCCUGGGGACAUUAUUAGACUCAAAAUCCUGUGUCAUCUUAAAGCAUUGGGCAGGCGGAUGGAUGCAUCAAAUGUAUAGUCUCCACACGUCUUGCUCUGAAUGCUGAGGAAAGACAAUAGACUUUAGUUUGUUCUGUAACAAAUGAAACGCAAGGAUUAAAACAUGUUUAUGGAUUCCAGCCACAGCAGCUAUGUUACUCAUGUGCCUUUUGAGUCACUUGUCUUCAUAGUUUUAUUAAAUGCGUCUGUUAAAGGCGGAGGAUAUCAUGAGUUUCCUCUACUCAAAUUGCACCAGAGAGUGAUUAUUGAGCUCUGACAAAUCAGGGAAGGAAGACUAUAUAGCUCUCUGAGUUGGUGGCAAUCACAGUAAAUAUGAAUGAAAUUACACUCAGGAAAUCAGAGGAUGCUAUUAUAAACACAACCAUUAUGCAGGCAGGAAUGACAGGUUUCAGGCUGACUUUUCCAUGUUAGUUGGAAAUAAAGUUAACAAAAUUUAGGGGAAACUUUAUUUAAAUCUUGUAAGAAUGUGGAACCACUUUAUUUUCCUCAGUAGCUUAAGGCUGUGUAUGUAUUGAGUUAACUUGAAUAUUUGUCUAAAACAUUUUAAAUUGAAGGAUAUUUCAUGAACUAAAAACAGAAAAAUGUGCAAAUCACCAGCUGGUUUCCUAAAUGAGAAUUAAUGAAGAUGACAUUUCUGUGUACUUUUAAAACUACAUUUCAAUUCCUGUUUUUGACAAAUCAUUGAUAUCAGUCCAUUCUGCAUUAUCUGGCCGACUUUUGUACCCACCUUCCCACUCUGACUCUGGGUUGUACUACAAUGCCUUGUCUGUGGAGCAUACAUAUUCUGACAUAAAAUGUGUUGCUUGGUGGGAGUUCUUGCAAUCCAUUGUACCCUUUGAAUACAGUAGCUGACAAGGAAUUAUUGUUAGCUGUCCUGGGCACGACAACCAAAGAACUGGCUGUUUUUUAGGCUUUUUCAUCUGAAAAUGAAAGUAUUAUAUUUCAUAACAGUACAUUGAAAUUGAUCAAAUCGUAAAAGGUUUGAGAUUUAACUCAAAUUUUAAUUUAGCAAUCAACUGCACUGGAAUAGUCUGCCAUUACUGGGCAAUGUACAGUUAUUGCUGUCAUUAAUUAAAGGAAAACUUACUGAAUUUUUUUGCUACUAGUUAAAAUGUCACAUUGUGUAAUGGUGCUGUGAGCAAAAGUAACUGGUUUUUGCUGCAGUCUACACUAAAUAGCCAUAAAGUGUUUUUACAGAGGAUAUUUGUGGGAAACCAGAAAGAUAUGAAGAUGUUUACAACUUUUUCUAUUCCUUGUCAUGGUUCCUGAUCUGCAACAAUUUGAUAACCAGGAUUUGUGUAAUAAAAUGACUGUUCAUUCAAAAGACUUGUAUCAAAACUGUCAGACUUUCUGUGAAAGUGCUCUUUAUAUGAAUCAUUGGCACAGUUUUCAUUGUAUGCAACAUAAUAGAUUAAAAUACUAUAAAUGA